Messenger RNA from Prorocentrum cordatum, 2274 nucleotides. NCBI's taxonomy places the organism in Eukaryota, Dinophyceae, Prorocentrales, Prorocentraceae. The record is from the annotation of a GenBank genome assembly.
AUGGUCGUCAAACCACGUCGUGCCCCAGCGGCCGCUGCGCCUCCUGACGAUGAUGCAGUUGACGCCCCCCAGGCCGACCCCAAGGUCCAAGGAGAGGUUCGGAAACGUCUUGUGCUGAAAUUUCUUUUGCAGCCAGGGGUACUGAUGAAAUUGUUUAGCAUUGCCGGGGAGUCAAACGGGGACAUUCGACGGAUUUUGCACUGGGUGUUGAAGCACGACGGCGGCAGCAUUUCGGCUGCCGACAUGGUCAACAUCAGGAAUCGCUACGGCUUCUCGCAGGACGAGGAUGUGGAUGAUGCCGACGUCUUGGAGUCCAGGAUUAGCACUUUCACUGCUUGGUGCGCAGGGGUGCCAAUCGAACGUUCGCUGUCUCGACUUUGCGCGCACCUCCGACCGGGGAGUUCUUACAAUUACCGAGUGCAGCAACUAUUCGGAGACAGUCCAAGUGUUCUGGGCCAUGCUGCCCGCGUUGUGUGGGCUGGAGCCGCGCAUGUCUGGUGGCGCUUGUGGAAGCAAAUGGUUGAUGGCUUCCCUGCCCGGACAUUUGCCGCGUGCAGUCCGUUGCUCAAGCCCGAGUGUAGACGUGCGAAGUGCAUGGGCGUUGCAAGCUCGCCAUCGUGCUGCUUGGAUGACUCAUUCACUGGCAACCUGUUUCGGAGCAUGGAGCAGUGCGAGCAGGGGGAGGGCGAAGAUGCGGCGGCAUUUUCAUCGAGAGUUGCGCAUGCGAAGGCCGCUUUCCUUGCUUCUGAUCUCGUUCAGCGAAAAGUUAACGUCAUUGCCAAGCAGGGUCGGAUCGCAGUUUGGGCAAUGGAAUGCGAACAUGCGCACACAAAUGCUGACGCUGGUGCUUCGAAGCAUCUGGGUCCAGGCAAAUCUUUGGAAACGCUAUCAGCCGACCACGUCAUAUCAGCUGCCAAGGCACACCUGCCAACCUCUAUUGACAGUGAAGGCGGACGCGGUCGCCGUCAAGGCCGGGGAGGGCGUCGCUGUGCCAAGCGGAAGUGGGCGGAUGCCUUGGAUGGCGCGCGAAGGAACGCCAGAUCAGGUCAGACCACCAGUUGGGCGAAGUUCAAGGCGGAGGCAUGGGCAAAAUCGAGGCAAGCCGCCAUGAAUUUCCGCAGUAUUAACGAUCCCGCCUUCCUGAGAUACGCAUGCGACAGAUGGAGGCAGCUCCCAGUGGAGGGUCGCCGUCGGUUUAAGCUCGCCGCUCAAUCACACAAUGCUCAACGACGUGCCCCAGGGCGUCGUCGGCGGCUGGCCGCGGCGGCUGGCCCAGUGGGCCCGGGCCGCCCGCGCCUAUCGGGAGCUUGGGGCACUGGGGACGAGAAGGAUAUGCUUACGGUGUAUGAUAUUGUGACGGGCCUGCAGCAUGGUUUCAACCGCAGCACCGCAGUGACUGCAUUUCAAGAGAGGCACCAUCACGUUUCAGGAUCACCUGAGACCGAACGUGUUCUCCUUCAAAACGCUGCUGAGUUCAAGGUGCCUUGCUGCAAGCUGGGGUACUGCCAACAGGCCGUCGGUGAUCGCUUCUCUGACAUGGCAUCCAUCCACUCGGACAUGCAGCGCGUCAUGAUUGAAGAGUGCGGCAAAGAGAAGGUGGCCAACAACGGCGUUUUGCUCUAUUUGUUUGCGGUCGGCAGGGCCGCUACCGAGGGGGCGACUCACGCCUUCGCCAGCAUGUGUUGCAUCAGCGCUAUGCAAGUGAUGAACCCAAUAUAUUCGAUCAUGUUGCGCGUGUCUCGUGUUGAAGCCGACCCGCCAGAGCAGCGCCUUGGGUCUUUCGAUGACGUUUGGAUUGAAGCACGUGGUGGCGCCCUCGUUCCUACGUCGGUUCGGCUAUGUUCAUGCCACUGCGGCUUGGACUUUGUUCAUUCCAAGACAAUGGUGGUUGAGGUCCUCGCAACGUGGUCAAGGGCAAAUAUGCGCAUUGGAAUGGCGAGUUUAUCCUAUGAGCAUGAGGCCUUGGACGUGCUCAAGAUCACUGGAGUAGAGUGGUCGAAACCCCUAGACAGUGAUGACUUCGACGGCGACGAAGACCCAGAUGAUCCCCUGGCAUGGGUCGCAGAUGCAGACGGCGAUGAGGAAGACGUUGAUCCCGAGAUGGAGCAGCUGUGCCGCGAUAUUCGCCGAGAGUACGCCAGUGUUCGCCGCGAUCGAGCUCGACGGAUCGAUGCUGCCCGCCGUCGUCGAGCCCAACCUAAAGCAGCUCCUGUACCGCCAGCGCCUCACCAGGCUCAGGUUGUUGAAAGCUCGGUCAGUCGACGAUGUAAGUGA